GGCUGUGGAUUUAUUCCGUGUGUCAUUUCCCCAGGGUGGCCUCACAGGGCAGGGCCAUGGCAGCCGCCCCCCAGGGCACCCCCCAGGGCACCCCCCGGCCGUGCCCGGAGCAGCGCCGAGCCGCCCACAUCGUCCAGCUGCUGACGCUCUACCGGCCCCUGCUCGACGCCUUCGUCAUCGAUUUCUUCACCGAGGACCUGUGGGCACAGCUGCCGCCAGCCUGGCAGCCCGCCCUGGCCGGUGCCAGCCCGGUGCAGCUGGCCGGGCUGCUGGGGGGCGGCGCGGGGGGCGCGGGGGCCGCCUGGCCCCUGUCCCUGCUGGCCUUCGCCGCCGCUGCCCGCGCCCUGGCCCUGCCCCGGCGCCGCGCCCGCGGGCCCCCGCGCCCCCCGUGCCAGAGCUGCCGGCUGCACCCGCUGCUCCGCCGCCACGUCAAGCCCAAAAAGCAGCACGAGAUCCAGCUCCUGGGCGAGCUGCUGCGCCGGCUGAGCCGCGCCACCGGCUGCCAGCGCGUGGUGGACGUCGGAGCGGGGCAGGGCCACCUGUCCCGGUUCCUGGCCUUUGGGCUGGGCAUGGAGGUCACCGCAGUGGAGAGCGACGCCCGCCUGGCGGGCCUGGCCCAGCGCUUUGACCAGGAGCUGCUGCGGGAGCUGGGCAAAGCCAGGGGGUCCCAGCCGUGCCCCCUGACCCCCCGCGCCCCCCAGCACCUGGCCGGCCGCCUGGACCCCGCAGCCCCCUGGGGGGAGUUCCUGCUGCCCCCCGAGCCGCCGGGAGCCGGCCCCGCUGCCCGGAACCCGCUGGGGGGCCCGGGGGGCUCCGAGGACGGGGGGCGGGUGCUGCUGACGGGGCUCCACGCCUGCGGGGACCUCGGCCCGGCCCUGCUGUGCCACUUCGCCCGCAGCCCCGCCGUGGCUGCCGUGGCCUUGGUGGGCUGCUGCUACAUGAAGCUGUCGACCGCCCCGCAGCAGCCCCCUGGCUACCCCCUGAGCGCCUCGGUGGCGGCGUUACCGGGCCACCAGCUGUCCUACCGGGCACGGGAGGCGGCGUGCCACGCGCUGGAGGAGUUCGAGGGGCGGCUGCUCGGGGGCAGUGCCCACCUGCGUGCCCACUGCUACCGCGCCGUGCUCGAGAGCCUGAUCCGCGCCGCCGACCCCGCCAAGAGGCACCUGGGCCUGCAGCCGGGCAGGAAGGCUCAUGGCCUCAGCUUCCCCCAAUACGCCCAGCUGGGGCUGCCCCUGGCAGGGCUGGACCCAGCAGAGUUCCAGCUGGACUCGGAGGCUGUGGGGGCCAUGCUGGAGCAGCAGCACAAGGUGGUGGCAUUCUGCACCCUGGGGCAGCUCCUGGCACCUGCCGUGGAGACCCUCAUCCUGCUCGACCGGCUGCUCUACUUGCGGGAGCAAGGUGGGCACGGGCACGGCCGCCAGGGCGACCCUCCCCUCCUGUUCCCUCUUUCCCUGGACCCCUGUCUGUGUUCUCAACUCUCCUUUGCCUUUUUCCCAGGUUUCCACUGUGCCCUCGUGCCCCUCUUCAACCCCCGCUUCUCCCCGAGGAACCUGGUGCUGGUGGCCGCACGGACCCCGCUGGCCACGGUGCUGGACAGGGGCGGCGAGGAUGAGGAUGUGGAGGAAGCAGAGUCCCCCCAGGAGGAGCAGAGCCGCCACAACCCACAAUAAACGCAGGAUUUUUACGCUCCG
Messenger RNA from Lonchura striata (white-rumped munia), 1691 nucleotides. NCBI's taxonomy places the organism in Eukaryota, Metazoa, Chordata, Aves, Passeriformes, Estrildidae. The record is from RefSeq and is a predicted model, not a curated record.